AAAAUGGCUACCCAAAGAUAUGAAGUUUACACGGUCUACAUACCGCGGCCACCGAUCGAUACCAAUGGAGGAUUUGGAUUUUUCGGGGUCUCUCGUGCACUCCGUAAAAUUUGUGAAUUAAGUGUCCAGCUGAGUGUUAAAGUCGUUAAAAGUGCAGUUUUGAACGAGUUACAUCACAGCGAGGCUGCAGAACUUCAAAUUGGAUCACAAAAUGUGUUUCAAAUCACGCAGGUGGUGAGAGGUAUCACAAGGCAAGCGUGAUACUGGCCAGAGGCCCCGAAGACAUAAACCAAUGGUCCAUAAGUUGAAACUUUUGGAGGAAGAAGGCGACAACCAAGUCGACAUUAUGAACUCCGCAGUGAGCACCGAGUCCAUGGACAUGGCCGAGGAGUGGUGUUCGCAGGACAUGUCGCAGGUGGACGGGUGCGGGCUGAGCGGCGCGUCCGACGACGAGGACGAGUGCGUGUCCUCGCCCACCGGCUCCACCUACGACGACGGCGCCGACAUCAUCAAGAACGCCAUGAGCGACGAGGUCACCAAGCAGUUAGCCGCUGCGGGGCCCGUAGGCAUGGCGGCCGCCGCAGCCAUAGCGUCAUCAAAGAAACGCAAAAGGCCACACUCCUUCGAGACAAAUCCAUCAGUCAGGAAACGGCACCAGAACAGACUGCUCAGGAAAUUGAGGCAAACGAUCGAGGAGUUCGCGACUCGCGUGGGCCAGCAGGCGGUGGUGCUGGUGGCGACGCCGGGCAAACCCAACACCUCGUACCGCGUGUUCGGCGCCAAGCCGCUCGAGGACGUGGUCAGGAACCUGCGCUGCAUGAUCAUGGAGGAGCUCGAGAAUGCGCUCGCGCAGCAGUUCGGGCUGGGCGCGUGCCCGCAGGCGCCGCCGCCGCCGCAGGACGACCCCUCGCUGUUCGAGCUGCCGCCCCUCAUCAUCGACGGCAUCCCCACUCCCGUGGAGAAGAUGACGCAGGCUCAGCUGCGCGCCUUCAUCCCGCUCAUGCUCAAGUACUCCAUGGUGAGGGGCAAGCCGGGCUGGGGCCGCGAGUCCACGCGCCCUCCGUGGUGGCCCAAGGACCUGCCCUGGGCCAACGUGCGCAUGGACGCGCGCACCGAGGAUGAGAAACAGAAGAUGUCAUGGACACACGCGCUGCGACAGAUCGUGGUGAACUGCUACAAGUAUCAUGGCAGGGAGGAUCUGCUGCCGGCGUUCACGGAGGAGGACGAGAAGGGACCCCCCACACAGCCUAUGUCUCAGUACGCGCCGGCGGUGCUGCAAACCAUCACGAACCCGGACGGGUCGGUGUCGCUGAUCCAGGUGGACCCCAACAACCCGAUCAUCACGCUUCCGGACGGCACUACGGCGCAAGUGAUCCACAGUGGCGAGGGCGGCGCGGCGGCGCUGGCGGGGCUGGACGGCGAGAGCGCCGUGGCCGUGGACCUGAACGCCGUCGCUGAGGCCACGCUCAACCACGACGGACAGAUCAUCCUCACCGGAGAGGACGGGCACGGCUACCCCGUAUCCGUUUCCGGCGUCAUAACGGUCCCAGUGUCAGCGUCCAUGUACCAGUCGAUGGUGGCCUCCAUGCAGACGCAGGACGGCGUGUGCGUCGCGCCCCUCGUGCAGGUGGAACAGAACGGCGAGGGCCUGGAAGCGAUCUCGAUGGGCGGUGGAGUGGCGGGAGUGAUGCUGCAGGGCGGCGGCGAGACGCAGGUGUUGCAGGUGCUCAGCCUCAAGGACGCCACCGUACUCACCAAGGCGAUGCAAGUGAAGUCGGAGCGCGACGCGGUGGUGGCGGACUCCUAGCUGCUGACCCUGGUGGCCACGUCGCCGCCGCCCGACCACGAGCCCGACGCCGGCGACAUGAUGGCCGCCGACACAUAGCGCCCCCGCACCCGCGCGCCUCUCGCACCGGACCACGCUCUAGCGGCGGCCGACGACCCAGGGCUCCCGAUAUGUGUCAUCGUCGACACUAAAUCUGUAUAGGUCGAUUGUAUUGAUAUAUUGUACAGAAAAUUUCAGUAACUUUGCCGCUAAUAUGUAAUACAAUUUAAUUUGAUAAAUUCCUGCAUUGUAUAAAAUAACCAAUUUAAAGUGAUAUAAUGAAUGAUCAGUAUUGUAUUUUGUUUGAAUUUUCAUUGUAUUGUAAGGACAAUUUUUGUGUAAUUUACGAGUAAAUUAUAAACUGUAAUGGCAGCCCUGGGACAGCACUCGGGUGGUCAUUUGCGAUGGGCACGAACACUAUAGCAAAAUAAUAGUUCCAAAUUAGAGUAAAGUUAUAUAUAAGUACACGCGGACCGCGCGCGUGUUUGUAACUCUCGCGCCGUUAGAUAAAUAUUUUUAAAUUAACUUCUUAACAAGACUUAUGUUAGCAAAUCGUUCAUUCGAUAACAGAUUUGUGCAAUAUUUUACAAAUGCCAAUCGCUUUUAUUUAUUUAUUUAUGAGCAAUGUUGAUUUUUGUUUACCUGAAGUGUUGUAGAUUAAUUAGGUCACGUGAUUAGCCACGGAGCAUAGUGCAUCAAAAUUUGUAAAACUGUAAAUAAAACUAAAUGGUGAAUGAUGUGCUAGGUGAAUUUGUGUAUUUGCAAAAAUAUUCGUUAAUAAUUCUAGCUUUAAUGAACAUAUUGGCGUAUUGUAGUUGUAUAGUAAAAACUAUAUCGACAUUAUUAAAUCAAAUAAAUAUGAAAGUAUAUUAUUAAAUUUCGGGUGAACAAAAACUAACACUAAGAUUCCUUGCCAUCGUACGCGCAAGGAAUGACACGUAAUAUAAGAAUACAUUCCUCGUAAUUUUAUAAGUAGUGUUUGUUGAGUACAUUGUUGUUUAUGUUUAAUUUAUUUCUUGAUAAUGUUUGUUACCGCCACCUAUAUUCUAGUCUACUCGAGUCAAAGAACGAAUCUAGUCUCACCAAUAAAUAUAUAAGUGAAAUUAUAUGCGAUAUGAUUUUAUCUAAACUUUUAUAUGUAAGUCACGUAUAUUGAGAUAGAAUAAAUUUAUAUAAUUAACAUAGUGUAUUGUAAAUUGGUGAUUAAAUUUUACAAUUAUUACGCAGGGUCGUGUUCCGUGAAAUUUGGAUGUUAAUGGUUAGACGGCAUAACAUAUACAGCGAUGUGUGUUCCGAGCGAGUUCGGAAUGUUUCCUACGUUUUGUAAAUAAACCUAUGGUAGGUUUUGAAUCGCGUAAAACGUUAAGAUUAAUAUUUAUAGUCGGGUAUAGACAUAGGUAGGAGUUAUAGUACAAAUGGAGGUGUCGUGAGUGAAGGCAUUUCGUUUCGGUAAAAGACUAUAAACGCGUAGUAUGUUUAUUGUUUGGUUUCUGUCCAUAUUUUAUUUUUGUUUAUUAAUUUAUUUGAGUUGUAGUCUUGAGUUUGUAUAUCGCGUAGCAUGAAUAAAGCACAAUUUUGUUGUUAAGUACAAUAAUUUGUGAUGUAAAUAUUGGUAUGGAUGUGUGAACAUGGCCAUCAUUAAACUAUUUACGUAUAU
Molecule: messenger RNA, 3482 nt
Organism: Manduca sexta (tobacco hornworm)
Lineage: Eukaryota; Metazoa; Arthropoda; Insecta; Lepidoptera; Sphingidae
Gene: ewg
Product: DNA-binding protein Ewg
Exons: 11
Coding region: 293-1807 (504 amino acids)
Biological process (GO): regulation of transcription by RNA polymerase II
Cellular component (GO): nucleus
Molecular function (GO): DNA-binding transcription factor activity, RNA polymerase II-specific; RNA polymerase II cis-regulatory region sequence-specific DNA binding
Source: RefSeq, a predicted model, not a curated record